Molecule: messenger RNA, 1061 nt
Organism: Dipodomys ordii (Ord's kangaroo rat)
Lineage: Eukaryota; Metazoa; Chordata; Mammalia; Rodentia; Heteromyidae
Gene: Dhrs7
Product: dehydrogenase/reductase (SDR family) member 7
Exons: 6
Coding region: 89-808 (239 amino acids)
Source: RefSeq, a predicted model, not a curated record
CUCCCGGCGGAGCGGGGCAGGGGAGGCUGGACUCUUGAGGACUGGCUCUGAGCUUCUGCUUGGGCCGCGGAGCCCGGGAGCCGCCGCGAUGAGCUGGGCCCUGGUCCUCUGGCUGCUGGAGCUGUGCGCGCUGCUCCUGGCGCUGCUGUUGCUGCUGCGCUUCCUGCGGGCGGAUUGCGACCUGACGUUGAUGUGGGCCGAGUGGCAGGGGCGACGCCCAGAAUGGGAACUGACCGACAUGGUGGUGUGGGUGACUGGAGCAUCAAGUGGCAUUGGUGAGGAGCUGGUUUACCAGUUGUCUAAACUAGGAGUUUCUCUUGUGCUGUCAGCCAGAAGAGUGCAUGAGCUGGAGAGAGUGAAAAGAAGAUGCCUGGAGAAUGGCAAUUUAAAAGAAAAGGAUAUUCUGGUUUUGCCUCUUGACUUGACUGAUAGAAACUCUCAUGAGGUUGCAACCAAAACUGUCCUCCAGGAGUUUGGCUUUGGAAAUAUUGUUGAAUUUAUAACCCUAUUAGUUCCUCUGGGGACUCCUAAUGAGCAUGAAGAAAUGGUAGGAAAUGAAGGAGACCAGUCGCAUAAGAUGGCAACUAGUCGCUGUGUGCAGCUGAUGUUGAUCUCCAUGGCCAAUGAUCUGAAAGAAGUUUGGAUCGGCGAUCACCCCUACUUGUUGGCAGCGUAUAUAUGUCAGUAUAUGCCAACCUUUGGCUGGUGGUUAGUCAAGAAAUUUUCGAAGCGAAGGAUUGAAAACUUCAAGAAGGGUGUGGAUGCAGAUUCCUCUUAUUUUAAAGUCUGGAAGAGAAAACAUGAUUAAAAGAAGUAUUUGGAAGUUUGCAAUUGGAGAACUACAGCUUAUUUUACAGAAGAUCAAUAUAAGACUAAAUUAAGAUUUUUUUUUUUGGACGUAGGAUCUUACUUUGUACACCAAGCUAACCUCCAGUCCUGUCUCAGCCUCCUAAGUGCUGGGAUUGUAGGCAUGUGAUUCCAUGUUCAGCUUGAUUUUAAAUUUUGAUACAACUUUAAACAUACAAUGAAUAAAAUAUUGUCAUGAAUCUUGCAAAAACCUA